GGGCGGUGUAGCACUCAGCCCCACUUGUUAAGGGUGGAUUUUUAGACCGUUUUUCCUCAGGGUCAUGAACCAACCACUAAGCCAAGGGGGGCGAGGAAGUGACUUUCUAUGUGGGCGAAUAAUCCCAUAACUGUCCCCUAUGGGGCUUUUCGCGUUCCCCUCUAGCAGCUGAUAGUGUGAGUGUCAGACCCAGGACACUGGUCUAGAUGGCCACUGGGCUGCUCAGGUUUCUUCCUUUUAUAUUGUGGAAUUACAUAAAGUAAAAACUAGGAAAGCUCUAAUAGCUCAAUAGCUGAAAUUCCUUGUAAGAACAAGGUGCAGCCACCCAAGAGAGGAUGAGAAGGGGAAUAAAAGGAUGUUACCCUUGUUAUUGGUUGCAAAGCCAGAAAGAAAGAUGGAGCCAAAUGCAGGUAAUUCAUCCAGAAUCCUUUAAACUGGUAACACAUUGAGCAAUUUGCAGAAACCUUCUCUGUGAUGCUUGAACAAGAAAACUAAGAUCUGCCAAAAUGUCCGAAAGAUCAGAUAUCCUUCACUUCAAGUUUGACAAUUAUGGAGAUUCAAUGUUACAAAAAAUGAACAAACUGAGGGAAGAAAAUAAGUUUUGUGAUGUCGUAGUUCACAUAGAUAAUGUUGAGGUUCAUGGGCAUAAAAUUGUGUUUGCUGCAGGCUCCCCCUUUUUAAGAGAUCAGUUUUUGUUGAAUGACUCCAGAGAGGUUAAAAUCUCCAUUCUGCAGAGUUCAGAAGUGGGGAGACAGUUGCUUUUGUCCUGCUACAGUGGUAUUCUGGAGUUUCCUGAGAUGGAGCUGGUAAAUUACUUGACUGCUGCAAGCUUUCUUCAGAUGAGCCACAUUGUGGAACGAUGUACACAGGCUCUCUGGAAGUUUAUAAAACCUAAGAAGCCAUUGGAGAGCAAGGAGGAUUGUGAACAGCAAAGCGAUUCUUCUGAGCUGAAAGAACACCAAGGAGAUGAGGACUCUCUGCAACAGGAUUCACUAUGUAUUCAAACCUCAGAAGACAGUAUGGACAUGGAAGAUAGUGACAUUCAGAUUGUCAAGGUGGAGUCUAUUGGGGAGGUGUCUGAGGUUAGAAAUAAAAAAGAUCAAACACAGUUUAUUUCUUCUGAACAAACUGCUUUACAUUCAUCAGAGCCUCAGCACUUUUUAAUCAAUUCCACUGUGGAAAACAGAACGAGUGAAAUAGAUCAAAAUCAUCUCCACAACUAUGCCCUUUCUUAUGCUGGCAGUGACAAUUUCAUCAUGGCCUCUAAAGACAUGUUUGGUCCUAACAACAGAGGUAUAGACAAGGGUCUCCAAUGGCACCACCAGUGUCCCAAGUGUACCAGAGUAUUCCGGCACCUGGAAAACUAUGCUAAUCAUUUAAAAAUGCAUAAACUGUUCAUGUGUCUGCUGUGUGGUAAGACGUUCACUCAGAAAGGCAAUCUCCACCGACACAUGAGAGUGCAUGCAGGGAUCAAACCUUUUCAGUGUAAAAUCUGUGGGAAAACCUUCUCUCAGAAAUGUUCUUUACAGGACCAUCUCAAUCUGCACAGUGGAGACAAGCCUCAUAAAUGUAACUAUUGUGACAUGGUCUUUGCACAUAAACCUGUUCUGAGGAAACACCUUAAACAGUUACAUGGAAAAAAUAGUUUUGACAAUGCCAAUGAAAGAAAUGUUCAAGAUAUAACAGUGGACUUUGAUUCUUUCAGCUGUAGCACUGCUACAGACAGUAAGGUCUGUCAACAAGCUGAUGCAAGCCAGAUACUGGAUGCAGGGAAAUUGGCCCAGGCUGUGCUCAAUUUAAGGAGUGAUAGCACCUGUGUUAAUUAAGCAUUCCAAGCAGCCCUUUGUAGGCAUCACGAAGAAAGGAACAAAAGGUUGGAUUUGGGCUUUCACCAAAGCAGAUGGUAUGCCCUGAAAGGUUGUGUACAGAUUUAAUUACAAAACCUAACAGGUUGUCAGCCUUCAUUCUAGUCUUAUUUUCUGUGACUAGCAAUCCUCAUGCAGGGUUUCUGUCUGUGUUCCUACUGGUGAGCAUGGGGUUAAAUUUUGGAUUUGUUACAUUUUGGAUCAUUUAAUCUGAUUUGGAGACAUGGGACUGUCACCUUUUGAAGAACUCUUGCUGUAGGCAGUCAUCAAUUAAACUAUGUGCUGUACAGUUAAGGGCCUGUGUAUGUCUGGGCAGAUAGAAGAAACAACAGAAAGGAUGAGUCUAUGAGAUAAAACCUGACUUUUUCAAAAAGCACUGGAUAACUGAGAGUUAUGUAGUUCAACUGCUAAUUUAUCUGUUAAAACUUCAGUUAUUUGCCUUCCAAUCUUACCCAAAUCCCUAAAGUUAAAAUUAAAUACUUUUUUCCAUGUGUCACUUUUUUGUCCCUUUUAAACUAUGUAAUUGAAUUUUCUCUGCUAAUCAGCCCUACCCCAGCCGAUAGCAACUUUCAGGAUUAUUAACAUGGAUGUAUGUUUAGAAAGAGCUAAAGCCCUGAAUGAUCUAGGUGGGUCAGGUAGAUUACAUGGUACUGUUUGUAAAGCAAAUAAAUUGCAGAUUUUUAGAAUAUGAGGCUGAUUGCCUAGGGUCAGGGUCUGACUUCUUCCUUGAUGUAGGGCUACUGAGGAUGUGCUUUCACAGCAUAAUUAGCUCAGGUAAUAAUUGAAAUACUACCCCUAGCUCAACUCCCAUCCACACACGGAAUUCUCUAGCUCAAGUUAAGUGGUGCUUUAAAUUCUAGCUAGCUAGUUGGGAGGGCGGGCGUUUGAAACUUAAGUGAUGUUGAUGCUAAACCUAGUAACUCUCUGGGGAUGCAACAACUUGAGUUACAACAAGCAUGUAGAGGACAAUAAGAGAAUAAAUAAUACCCAAUGUGGGCGUCUCAAAAAUCAUGCCAAACCAAACUAAUUUCCUUCAUUGACAGAGUUACUGUCCUAGUGGGUAGAGGGGAAGCAGUAGAUGUAUGUUCCCCUCCCUCCAUCUUGAUUUUCAGAAAGGCUUUUGACUUAGACUCACAUGAUUUUUUCAUAAGGAAACGUGGUCUAGAUGAAGUUACUAUAUGGUGGAUGCAUAACUGGUGGAAAGACUGUAUUCAAAGAAUAGUUAUCAAUAGUAGCUGUCCAAUUGGAAGGCAGUAUCUAGUGGGGUCCUGCAGGAGUCUGUCUUGCGUCCAGUACUUCUCAAUAUUUUCAUUAAUGACUUGGAUAAUAUAGUGUAUAAUGUGCUUUUUAAAUGUGAGGAUUACCACCAAACUGGCAGGGAUUUGUAGCACUUUAGAGGAACAGAUCAGAAUUCAAAAUAAUCUUGCCAAAUUGGAGAAUUGGUCUGAAAUAAACAAGAUGAAAUCCAGUAAAGUUAAGUGUAAAUUUAGGAAUAAAAAAUCAAAAGCACAUAUAAAACUGGGAAUAACUGGCUGUGAGUUUAUACUGUUGAAAAUGAUCCAGUAGUUGUAGUGGAUCACAAAUUUAAUGAAUCAACAAUGUGAUGGAGUUACCAAAAAGGUAAAUAUCAUUCUGGGGCGUAUUAACCGGAGUCCCAUAUGUAACACACAGGAGGUAAUUGUCCCACUUUACUCAGCAGUGAUGAGGCCUCUGUUGGAGUGCUAUGUCCAGUUCUGAGCAUCUCACUUUAGGAAAGAUGAGGAGAAUGGGAGAGCAACAAAUUUAUAGAAGGUUUAGACAGGGUCGCCCAGAGGAUUCUGGGGGCGGUAGGCCCCCGCCGCCGAAGACCCAGCACUUCGGCGGUGGGUCCCAGGGCAGAAGGACCUCCUGCCGCCGAAGACCCGGAGCGGAAGAAGCUUCGAGGGCCCGGGCCCCAUGAGAAUUUUCCAGGGGCUCCAGAGCAAGUGAAGGACCCCGCUCCAGGGGCCCCGAAAAACUCUUGUGGGGGCCCCUGCGGGGCCCGGGGCAAAUUGCCCCAGUUGCUCCCCCCUCUGGGCGGCCCUGGGUUUAGAAAACCUGACCUAUGAGGAAAGGUUAAAACAAAAAAUAAAAAGGGCAUGUUUAGUCUUGAGAAAAGGAGUCUGAUGGGGGAAUGUGAUCAUAGUUUUUAAAUGUGUUGAGAGAUGUUAUGGAGAACAAUGGCCACUCGAAGGUAGCAGCAAGGGAGAUCUAGAUUAGAUAUUAGGGAAAUUUUCUAAAUAUAAGCUGUAAUGAAACAGGCUUCCCAGGAAGGUUGUCGAAUUCCCAUCAUUGUCUAAUCUGUUCUUAAAACUUCCAAACACCUGUCACAAAUGUUCUAGGAGGUUUACUUGGUCCUGUCUCAGCACAGAGGGCUGGACUAAGUGAUCUUUCGAGGUCCCUUUUUGCCCUAUAGUUCUAUUAUUCUAACUGAACAGCAACUAAUCAAAUCAGGCUGUGAAACUCCCGUAUUGCUUUGAAGUGUGGUUGCUCUCACUCAAGCUAGGCUAGCUUGAAUGCAGUAACUAAAGCAUGCUAACUUGUAGUGAAGACAAGCACUAAAGGACCACCUAUCACUGUAUGUACUAAGACAUGGUAAAGACUUCAAAAUAAAAUUAUUGUUCUGUCUCCUAUAAACAUUGCUUCACAUAAACCACAGCAAUUGUGACUUUCAUAUUUGGUUUUAAAGCAAAGCUGAAGUGGGGAAUAUUGCUUUAUUUAUGACAUUGUGAAAAGAAUCUCUUUCACCAGCUGAAAUGUGUAAUUCCAUACUUUUUUUUUUUUUAAACUCUUCCUAGAGCUCUACUAGGAGCUAUGUAUGUCAGUUAACUGGGGGGAAAAUAUAAAGUUAGAUCAUAGUCUCUGUUGGAUCCUAAAAGUAUGCACUUCAUCUUGAAAAGUAGACUAGAAUUUAGCUACCACCCUACAUAGUUCAUGAAUCCUAGAGCUUUACAAGGUAAGAGUUUAGACAGAGUAAGAUACAGGUGUCAUUGGCUGUAGAUUAAUGCAUCAGUUAUUGACUGUGAUCAGCAAUAGCUCUUUUACACAUCUUUGAAUCUCAGACCUAGAGGGAAUGGAAUGUUAACUGGGGGUUGAGAUUAUGCUGUACUUGUUUUGAAAAGUGUCAUGGAAGUUUUAAUCUAGAUGGCUGCCGUCGUAGUUGGAGUGAAAGGACCAUACUUUAAUAUCUCAUCUGAAGAAUACCAUUUACAGAAGAAAGCAACAGACUAACAGAAGUCAGAAGAGAAGAUUUACAGAAGAGUAGCACUCUUACUGAAUUGAAAUGCAGUGUGGUCUAAUAAUCUACUGCUUGACCCUUGGUAAAGAACUGCUUUUCACAUUUGGAUCAAGUAUUACUUCUAAUGCAGCUGUUUAAGUCUAGAACUGUAACAAUGCUAAACUAAAAUAUGACCAAAGCAUUUUAUUGCAGAAAAUAAUGUAUAUUUCAUUAUCAAAAGACAGCUUGGGUCUUGAGAAAAGGGGCAUACAAAAGUCAGAAGUUCCCAAAACAAGCAUUACAGUGAAUGAAGUGCUAAUGUUGCAAAAUGUUAUGAAAGGACACAAUCACCUUUUCAGAUAGAAAGUUUUAAACGGCUAUAGUUGCCUGUUAUGUGUACAGUUUUGGAAUAAGUAAUGGGCAAUGGAGAGGGGGAAACAAAUAUCAUAGCAGAUUAAUUUAGUUCUGAAAUGUAACUAUUUUAGGAAACUAUUUCUUUCAGAAUCUUGGUUCAGAGACAGCUUGCAUGGAAAAAUAAAUUAAAUUUUUUAAAGAAAAAAAUCAAAAACCUGCAUACAGAAUCAGCUUGAGCUGUUACUCCAUGGUUAUUAUGUCUGAAAUAUUGCAUGUGGAUCUGAUUUCAGGCAGAAUCUUCCAUAUUGUUCAAACAUUUGAUACUAUAAUAUUCAUUAUAUGGAAAAUGGGUUAUCAUAGCUCUAAUGUGGACUAGAGACAAAGAAAAUCUUGUCAAUGUUUUUUUCCCCCAGAAUUAAGAAUUAAAAUGGAGCCUGGCACUAUUGUUAUAAAAUCUAUUUAUACAGACUAUCCAAAGGCAUCUUUGUUAUAGAAUAAAAUGAACUUAAUAUGUAGCCAAUCAUGUAUGUAUAACUUUCUUCUAAAUCACUUUUUAUUGCAAAGUUCUAACUGGCCUAGAUCCACUUGAAGUUGAUAGUGCUGUUGCUUAGUCAGAUAAAUUCUCUGGCAAUUGUCAUAAUCUGUAUGUUAAUGUGUCAAACACCAUUUACUGAUACAUGGGUAAUCUCACAACUGAGUGUAAUGUACAAGUUCCUGCCUAUCCUAAAAAUAAUUAGGGGAAAAGUCUACCAUUACUAAAAUAUUUGAAAGACACUUUGGCCACAUUUGUAAGGAUUAUUUUUGCUUUUAGAACCUAUUUACUCGAUGAACAUAUGGGUAAGAGAACUACUGUAGGUUUGUCUUACCUUUUUAUAGAAGAAUUUUACAAGUUAGUGACUCUGACAUACCUGAAGUAUCAGGUUUUUUGUGGGUUUUCCCCCCCUCCUCCUCUGUGGCAAAACUUAUAAACCUAUACAAUUUGUCACACCAGUAGUCUUAUUUGACUUGAACAUAGAGCACAUUGAAUGCGAAAGUACAGAACAUGAGAGGACUGGUGGUGAAUACUGGAGUCAUUUUGAGAAGGGAUGGAGAGUAGGGAGAGUUUAAUUAAAAAUGUGACAAAAAGCAAAACUGCAUUAAAAAUAUUACUGGUA
Molecule: messenger RNA, 6608 nt
Organism: Chrysemys picta bellii (western painted turtle)
Lineage: Eukaryota; Metazoa; Chordata; Testudines; Emydidae
Gene: ZBTB26
Product: zinc finger and BTB domain containing 26
Biological process (GO): regulation of transcription by RNA polymerase II
Cellular component (GO): nucleoplasm
Molecular function (GO): protein binding; RNA polymerase II cis-regulatory region sequence-specific DNA binding; DNA-binding transcription repressor activity, RNA polymerase II-specific
Source: RefSeq, a predicted model, not a curated record